AUGCCACGGGCGUCGCAGAUUAUACCCCGCCGGCGGAGGGUCGCUAGGGCGCGUCGGUCCGCCCGGUUGGUGGCCCGAGGUCUGGGACGUGAUAAUUACGAUGCCUCCCCGUCACGAACGGACCGGGCGGCACCGUGUGCGGUCAACAGCCGGGACUGCUGGUGGCUGCUGUUCGUGGCGCUGCUGGCCGUGGCCAGCUGGAGCUGUCGGAUCGGGACGGAGGCGACAGCUACACCUGUCCGGAGCCCGCUGGACGAGUACAGCCGGCGGCACCCGAUGUUCAAGCGGAUGGGCGCGCUGUCCGACUCGGCCAGGAUCUCCAACCUGACGCGUCUGCACCGGGGCGAUCUGUUCUACACAUUCGAAUCGGAAAAAUGUGAUACGGAUACGUGCGUGGGGCUGUCGAGCGGCACGGCGGAACUGGCGAUCGGUGGUGACCGGACGGCGGGCAGUCCCAUCGACGGUGGGCCCGGAACGAACCGCGAGCACAUCAAAGAAAUCGAUAUGUCAUCGGAUGCGGGCAUCGAGUGCAGGUGCCAGUGUUUGCCCCACCUGAGCACGUACCGGGAAGAUUUGGGCAUCUGUGUGGACGAUAUUAGAGAGUGCACUCUAGCGCCGUUCAUCAGCGGUUCCAGCGCGGAGAAGAUACCGUUCGUCUUUUUGCCCCACCGUGGCCAAAUCGUUCAUCCGAGCCGCGAGAUUGGAUUUCCCGGCGUCAAAAUGCCGAUGUGUGCGGUGUCGGCCGCCCAAUACCUCACGACGAAGGGGUGGGCCGAGCUGCGCAACCCGCUCGACACGGACGUCCCGUUCCGGUUGUUCCGCGACGAGGGCCGCAUCUACCUGCAGUGGCUCGGGGAACCGGAACUGCGCCAGCGGAUGCAAGGCCGGUUGGUGCUGGUGCACCUGAUGUGCCGCGACAUGACCCCGCGCCUGCCCCUGCCGAAGGAUAGCCGGGCCGCCGUGCCGCACGAUGACAUGCAGAUGCCGAAUCAAAACAUCUUUACACCGUGCAUCGCUUUCCGCGUCGUCGGGACACCCAUAAAAUACGUCAACAAUGUCACGGAGGUAACGUUCUCGUCGGAGACGCACGUCGAGCAGCCGUCCGGUUUGUCCACCAAGGAGUACGUCGUGAUCGCCGUGUGCAGCCUCUGUCUGGGCCUGAUCUACAUCGCGUCGGUUUUUCUCUACAUCCACGUGAAGAAACGCAAGAAUAGAUCGGGCUCGGAGGAUGAUCCGGACCAUGGGAUGAAGAACGACUACUCCACGUACCAGCAGAAUGACCAGGUAACGUUUGGGGUCGGCAUGGGUACGACGGUAAGUCCGUUUGGUGGUCAAGCCCGGGCCAGCUUCAUCGGGCGGAACGCACUCGGCGGUAGCCAGCGGCAGAGUGGACCGGGUGGUGGACCGGGAGGGCCCCACCGGGGUCUGACGAACGUGGGACUGCACGCGGAGGAGAUCGGCAUCGUCAAGAGCAACCCGCUGCUGAAGCACUUCCCGAAUCUGAGCGACAAUUCGGGUUUCAUCAGCGACAACUCCAACUCGGUGUCGGAGUUCGAGGAUGACAUUACGACCGACAUGGAGAAGCAGAUGCAGGGUGGCAAGCAUCAGCCAAAAAACUUCUCCGGGCGUACCGAACUGGAUGGCGAACUUCGCCUUCAACAGCAACAGCAGCAACAGCAGCAGCAUCAGUCGGUUCUCCUGCACCACCACCGCCUCCACCAGCAGCAGCAACACCACCAGUUCCAGCAAGACCCGCUGAACUCUGGUGGCCAGGAUACGGAGUGCCUGCCCGAGGAAAAUGUAUCCAUUGUCGAAGAACUGAACAACGAAGAAAAGCUCGAAAGUAUGAAGUCUAUCGUUAACGGGACGAUGCGCCGGAAGCUGUACUUCAACCCGGCCUACUUCGAGCCGCACCUGCUGGUGGCACCACCACCGGCGGCGAUCGAGUUCCUGAACAAGAUCCGCGAGGUGAUCACGAUCGCCAAGUACAAGAUGUCCUCGAAGCGCUUCCAGCCAUCGCUGAACAUUAUUCCGGAGGAGCAGCAACACGCGGCUGGAUCGGAGACGUACGCGGCCGUCCAGACGGGUCCGGCUAGCCGCCGAUCGAGUCUGAUCAGCUCGCGGAAGGACAGUUCACGGAAGAGCGCCUGCUCGGGCUGUCCGGGCUGCGAGAAGAAACCGACCACGGCCGGCACGGACUCGGUCCUGGUGCCGUCGAGCAACUGUCGUAACUGUGGUGACAAGCAGAACAGCAUCCGGAAGUGGCUCGAGGACGUGUCAUCGACGCACGAGCACCACGGUGGUGAGGACGAUUGUUACGACAGCAAGUCGAACCUUCUGGCCGCCGACGAUAGUGGUGCCGCCGGGUGUGACUCCCCGGCGAACGAUGAAGGUGAUGGGCCAACCGGUGGAGCUACCGGUGGACACACCAACGCGGCCUUCACCGGUGACCAGCAGCUCGAUGAACGGGCGGCUCCCGAAUCGCUGCCGAUACGGCCGGACAUCAAGAAGCACCCGAAGCACGGUGGCCGACCGUCGAAAAAUGGCGGGAGUUUACCGAGUGACACUUCGUCCACUUCGGACAACGAGACGAUCGUGGCGAACAGCGUGAAGGAACGCGGCUCGUCGGUGGGCCGAGUGCCGUCGACGAGCAAAUCGAUCCGCUCGGACCACAGCUCCGCACCCAAGAUCGUAUCGCACAGCCUGAAGGCGGACGUGGGGUCCAGCAAGUUGGCUAGAUUGGGUCCGUCGCAACCGGAUGACGUCGGAGUUGGGGCGUUGAUGAAGAACGCCAGCUUCAUCUACGAGGAAGGACCGAGCCGGCCGGCACCGACCAAGCAGGAUCUGUACAUGCGGAACACCAACAACUCGGUGGCCAAUCUGGACACGAACAAGGUGUACGAUAAGCGCGAUCUGUAUGGGCUGGCCGGCACCGAGAUCUACAACAACCCCCAGUUCGAGGCGUCCCCGUUGAUGCCGCACAAGGCACUGGCCACGGUACACUCGGUGCACCACCACCACAAGCCGGGCCGGAAGUCGGGUGGAUCGCACACCGGAAGCCUGGGCGCAGCAAUGUCCGGCCGACGGCACCACCAGGAAGUGGUGGACCAGUACGCGAACGUGAAGCCGAGCAUGAUGCGGAUGCGCAACAUCAGCCAGAUGCCGGACAUGGUGUACGAGGCGCUAGCGAUGGACCAGCGCAAGAUCCGCUCGUGGACGGAACGGCACGCGAUGGGGCCGGUGGUGGAGCCGGUGGUGGACUACCACCACCAGGCGGACUCGUCCGACAGCCGGUUCAGCAGCAUCGAUCGGCACGAGCGGUACCGGAACGAGAAGUUCUUUCACGAUUUUUUAAACUCGGACCAGGAGGGCAGCAACACGCUCGGGAACCGGUCGGGGAAGGGGUCGCUGCCGCGGUACCAGCCGGACUCGCCGAUCUACUCGCGCAAGUCGCCCCACUACCUGAUCGUGGACUACGAGACGGACAGCCUGGAGCGGGUCACCUCGAAGACGCCGGGCAGCUUCCACACGGCGUCCACGACGAACAGUAGCGAUCUGGGGUCGCAACCGUCGCCAUCGCUCAGCACGGCCCUGCCGCUCGAGGAGGAGGUCGAGAUACGGAACGCGGUGUACGAUCGGGUGGAGGGGUUUAGGAAGGAUACUGACACGAUCAAGACGGAACGCGAAACGGUCAGUAUCCGGUCGGACGAGUAUGAGGACGUUCCGCAGGCCGCAUCGACCAAGGUGCCGAAGAUCAAGUGCGACACGCCGUUUCAGGGCAGCAUCACGAUCGAGGUGGAGCACAGCCCGGACGACUGCGAGCUCUCGACGGACAGUGACCAGUUCGAGCCGGACACGCUCGACCGGAAGCCGAAAAAGACGGCUGCUGGUGGGCAUGGGGCCGCCGUCAGUCGCCAUCGCAGCAACGUCUGGGAGGGCGGUGAUCGUACGGGGCGCUCGGGCCCACCGGGGAUCGAAUCCAGCCUCACGUCACUGCCGGCCGACCUGAACAACCACUUUGUGCUCAAGUCGUCCGGUUCGUUCAAGCACGAAACGACUUUCGGCAGUCUGCGGGAGAUCUACGAGUCGAAGAACCCGGCCAAGGUGCCACCGGCGCGCGGUUCGUUCAGUAACCUCGCCGAGCUGGACGUGAAGUCGGGCAAGCUGCUGUCGCUGGAGACGAGACACUCGCGCCGGCAACGCACCAACGUGGUCGAUGCGCUCGUUCCGGUCCCGAAGCUCAUGCCACCGGAUCUGAUUCCUCCCGAGGUGGAUACCAUGGCCCCGGGCACGCUCUACGAUCACCCACGGUUGCAGCUGAAGAAGGUCGAGGACUACGGGAUAUCGCCGAAGAAUUUGGCCUGCUGGAGUAGCAGCGAUAAGUUCUCGAACCCGCCGACCGGUCCGGCCCCGAAGCCGCACUUCAACACGAGCGAUGCGUACGAGUCGAUCACCAGCCUGACGGCCGACAGUGACUCGACCCAGUUCACCGGCAUCUCCGACAACGACCGGACGACGACGGCCAGCAGUGGCAGCCCUCCGAGCAAGUCGGCUCGGGCGGGUGGCAAACUGCCCAACUACAGCCACGUCCACAAGGGGCCCGCCGACCACGGGCUGUACCUCAGCGAGAAGUCAGAGUACGCACGGGUUGUUGACGGAACGCUGCAGGACCUACAGGGCGGUGGCGGAAGCUACCUGACGCUCGGGGAGCUGAACAGUAAGAACUUCCUCCAGCAGGUCGACAGCAAGAUCUACGAUCUGCGCACCCGUCAGACGCAGGUGGCCAUGAGCAAGGCAAAGUUCAUCGAGGACAUCGACAAGAUCGAGGUCCUGUCGACGAAGACACUGUCCACGAACUACAGCUAUCCGACCAAUCGCAACGGCUCGUCGAAGGACGACCACUCGGAGGACGGGAAGACGGGGCUGUACGAGAUCAGUGGCCCCAUCCCGAUCGCCACGGUCGAUGUGCCGACGAAGGUGUUCCGGGUCGAGCUGAACCAGUCAUCGAACGGGAUGCAGAUCGCGAUGGGACUGCGUGAUCGGGUCAAGAAGUCGAAGGACCUGAAGAACGCGUGGAAGAAGUUCAUCGGUAUCGCGACGGCCAAGUUUAACGGGGCCAAACCGAACGGUGACUCGGAGCUGGAGAAAACGUCCGACUCGUCGGACAUUGUGGACAAGGACGAGGGCAUUUCAUCCCUGAUCGAUGACUCUUCCGGUAGCGGGGCGUACGGCGGGAUGCACUACCAACAGCAGCAGCAGUUGUUGCGGCACCACCACCAUCAUCACCGCCGCCACCGGCAACCACCGGUGGCGGAAGACGUUGAGGCGAAGCCUUCGACUUCGACACGCAACAUCACCAUCGUGCGGAGCAGCUCGAGAUCGAGUGCCAAGGAACAGGACAGUGGCUACAUGAGUGCCGAUUCGAGCGAAUCCAAGCUGAAGGGCAAGAAGGUGUACGAACGGUUCAACUUUAGUCCACCCGAUGCCGCUGGACCGGAUGGUCCGAUCAUCGAGGAGAACAAGUACGAGAUCUGUGCGGUCCAGGAACCACCGCACGGGGUUGGUUCCGGUGAGGGAAUCGGUCAAACCCCCGUCGGAACUUCCGAUACGCACCGAAGCGGAGGAUCUUCGGCGUCCAGCGGCACGACGAUCGGUUCGCGGCACGAGAGAACGGUUACCCGGCCACGGUCACCACCACCACCGUUGCCGCCUCCGAAUCCCCCUCCACCACCGCCACCGACGGCCACGAUCCCCACGAAAAAACCCUUCGUCGCCACGAUGAAGCCGCAAAGUAAACCACCACCUCCACCACCGGCACCACCUGCGCCACCAGCCGCCACGAUCGUGACCCUUUCGUCGGGGACCGCAGCACCCUCGUCCGGGCCGCAGCGAUCCCAGCAAGGGAUCUACUUCAACAACGACACGAUCAGCGUGCGGGUUUAUUCGUCGGACGAUGACGACAAGUUCGACGAGGGCAGCGAUGACGCGUCCUGCAUUUCCGAGGACGACGAUCUGGACUCCCACCUGGACGAUGUUUCCGAGUCCGGCGCGGAAAGCGUCGAGACGCACUCGGUGUUCUUCAAGAACAUUCGCAAACCGACGGCGGCCACAGCGGCCGGGGCCACCCUGUCGUCGGAUCACGCCGUAGCCGCGGCUGUGCAUUGA
This is a messenger RNA of Anopheles bellator, 6165 nucleotides long. RefSeq lists its product as uncharacterized. The record is from RefSeq and is a predicted model, not a curated record. The coding region runs from base 1 to 6165 and encodes 2054 amino acids. Lineage: Eukaryota; Metazoa; Arthropoda; Insecta; Diptera; Culicidae. Gene Ontology annotation, cellular component: cell cortex. Gene Ontology annotation, biological process: imaginal disc-derived wing hair organization. The transcript is spliced from 9 exons.